CUGCUAUCAAGUGUCAUUACAUGACUCUGUUAUGUAAUAAUUUACGCGUUCGAAAGUUUCACAGUAUUCCAGAGAAAAACAUCAUCUGUCAAUCUACAUUGCAUCGACUGUGUACGGUAUUACAUUACCAAGUGACAAACGCACCCCUGAAGAUGAACACAAAAAUGACAGAUACUUCCAACACGUCAGAAAUGUCUGUCACCACUUGACAUUUGUCAUUGUCACAAAGAAGAACGUAAAAAGUAAUCCAAGUGCUGUAAAUGUAAAUAGAUAAAAUAAUAACAUGGCAUCUAAGAGAGGAGCGCAGAAGAAAAAUCAAACAGCAAAAUCUAAAGACUUCAGCACCCUUGUACUAAGCGAUGUACUGUGUCCUGUUUGCAGGAACAUUUUAAUCGAACCAGUUACUUUGCCCUGCAGCCAUGCUUUUUGCUUCAGUUGCUUCCGAGGAAUUGUAAACAAUACCAAUUUAAUAUGCCCUUUAUGUAGAAUACGGAUGACUUCCUGGUAUAGGAAGACUGGAAAAGCUUGUAAAUUGCUUGAUGAGGACCUAUGGAAAGCUAUCAAAGCUAAAUUUCCACAGCAAGUUGCAAACAAGCUUUGUGGAAUUGAUGAUGUUGUGGAAGAAGAAAAAAUGAUUGUUGUGGCUCGUCCUGGUGAAAUAAGAAAGGAAUACGAGGACCAGAAGCAUCAGGAAGAGGAAGAGAUAAGAAAGCUAAAAGAAGCUGAGGCUAGAGCUAGUGAGGAUCUGAUACAGAAGCUUAAGGAAGAGGACGAUUAUGAAAAGGCUGUGAUGGAAGAAAAGCUCAGGAUGGACGAGAUAAUAGCAAAAAAAUUAGCUGAAGAGAUUGCUCUUGAGAAAUUCAAAGAAAACACAAAUAAGAAGCAAGGUUCAUUAGAUAGAUUUCUUGUGAAAGACAAUGAAACGAUCACUUCCCAAGAUCAACAUGCAAAGAAAAAGCCCAUAAACAACUUUUACACAAAGGAGUAUACAUGCAGGAUUUUGUGUCUAGAUGAUAAAAAAAGCGAAGCUCAUAAGAAAGUUUUCUCUCCUAUCAUUAAAAAGAAAAUACAGCAGAUUCAGAAGAUCGUGGAUAUGGAUGUUAGUGAUAGCAGUGACUGUUUCGAAUCAGAAAUGAGAUACUUUAAACCUAUAGAUCAUAGAUUUCCUUCACAAAGAAAGCCUCCUAUCAAGAUAACUCCUAAGAAAAUUUAUGAAAAAGCAGAUGUGAAAAUAUUAUCGCCCAGUGGGACUGUGAACUUCCAAUCAAAUCUCCAGCAAUCUGCAUUUAUAAGGAUUUCUCCUACCUUUUGCAUUACAGCUGGCGAAAAAUCGAAACAGCAAAACAGUUCCAAGUCAAAGAGGUUGCAUAGCGAUGAAUAUUUGACUCCAAAUAAAAAGAUGAUUCCCAAUGAUCACUACAGAAAAUCUCCAGUAUUGAAUAACAGUAGAAAAUCUAAAAAGCAGCUUUUUGGAAAGUUUUACAGUGAUGAUAGUUCAAGCCCCCCAUUCUAUGGAUUCGAGAGAGUUUCAGAUUGCACAGAAAAGAAAAAGAAUGAUAAAACUGUUCUGGGCGAUUCAAAACUUCCAAAAAUCAAUGGAACCUCAAAUGAAAUUCAGCCAGAUUUACAAAAUAAACUUCUUCAAGAAAAGGCAGACUUGGAAUAUGCUAUGAAAUUACAAGAGCAGUUUGACAAAAGUAUCUACACCAGAAACACUAGAAGAACAGUCGCUUCAAAAAAACAAACUACUUUAGAUAACAUGAUUUGCUGCAGAGUGAAGUAACUUAUUUACCAUAAUUAUAAUAUUACUCAUUGUUUUUUGCUAAUAGAACAUUUGAAUUGUUUCUUGCUUAUUAAUUUAAGUGAUAAACUGAUUGUGAUGUUAAUAAUUAUAUAAACAUACGUGUUCCAGCUAUAUGAUGACAUAUUUUUUGUCUCAAAUGAAAACAAGUUGAAUAUUUUCCUAUGUGCCAUUGUAUAGCUUCUCAAUGUUUCGAGAAAAGUAUUACGAAUACUAAAAUUGAGUUAUAACAUUUAUAACUGUACAUUUUAAUUUUUUAAUAGUUAUUUUUGAGUGUCUUACGGCUGCUGUGAUAGUACAGCUAUUUGUUUUAAAUAAAAAACAUUCAUCUGGA
Messenger RNA from Acanthoscelides obtectus, 2135 nucleotides. Lineage: Eukaryota; Metazoa; Arthropoda; Insecta; Coleoptera; Chrysomelidae. The record is from the annotation of a GenBank genome assembly.